This is a messenger RNA of Cicer arietinum (chickpea), 2927 nucleotides long. Its product is annotated as polycomb group protein EMBRYONIC FLOWER 2-like. NCBI's taxonomy places the organism in Eukaryota, Viridiplantae, Streptophyta, Magnoliopsida, Fabales, Fabaceae. Gene Ontology annotation, molecular function: chromatin DNA binding. The record is from RefSeq and is a predicted model, not a curated record. Gene Ontology annotation, cellular component: nucleus.
UUCUCACAUUCAUUCUCAUAUGGUUGCAAAGUUUGAACACAGUUUAAUGGCUUUUGAUGCAUUUUUGGUUAUUUAAUAAUUAUUCUGGAUUCACCGUUCGUUAAUCCCUAGUCAGAACUUGUCUCCGUUAUUCUCCACCGCUUCCACCUUCUCUCUCUCUGUUCCCAUUUUGCUCAUGCUAUGCUACUCUUCUUCACAUUCCAAUCCUUUAACCCCUUUUUUCCCAUUCAAGAACUGGUUUGUUUUCACAUACGCAGAGGUUCCGUUAAAUGUGAUAAUAUCCUAGACUUGUUUGUCAAGAAUGCCGGGCUUUCCUGUCGCGGCUGGUGAUCCAUGUAAUGUCACAAGCACAGACCAACCUGAAAAUCCAGAUGCUGAUGAACAAUUAUCUGCAGAAGAGAAACUUGUUGCAGAUCAAAGUUUAUCGGUUUAUUGCAAGCCUGUAGAGCUUUACAACAUUCUUCUUCGACGUGCUACAAGAGUGCGAUUAUUCCUUCCAAGAUGUUUAGAGUACAGGGCACAGGCUAGGAAAAAGAGAAGGAUACAAAUGUCAAUUUUGCUAUCACGGAGUAAUGAAGAAUCUAAGAAUGUGUUUCCUUUGUAUAUUGGUCUGGCAAGGCGUGAUCCUAAUAAUGAAGAUGCUGAUUAUUCUGCUGUUUAUCUAGUUAGUCAGAUUUUCACCUUUCGAGAUCCCUCUGGCAUUGGUGGGAACGAUCAAAUCCAAGCGACGUUUGUGCUCCAUGACAUUAAUAAGUUAGCUGUUGAGGCUAAAUCCGGCUCACUUUUUCUCUUGUUUUUCACCACUGAGGCCAACUCAAAUUCAUCAUCUAGAGUCAAUACAAAUCCGGGUCCUUCAAAUAUGACUUCUUAUGAAUCAAGAGUGGAAAAUAACUGCUUAUAUGGGAAAGUGUCUUUUCAAUCAAUUUAUAUGGCUUGGGAUUGUUCUCAAAAUUUUCGUUGGGGACAGCGAGCUGAGAUUAUUACUACUGUUGAUUUGCUUCCAUGUAUUUUGAAGCAAUAUGAUUAUCAAAAUACGAGCACGACCAUAUCAAUCCAAGAUCUCUUGAAUGCUGCAACUGUGAGUACACCAAAGAAUGUUGAAAUCACUAUCUUUGCUGAAGAGUUCGGGGCCAUGGAGACACCUCUCGACCGUACACAUGCUAGCAACGAUGUAGCAUCAUCAUCGACAUCAUCUAAUAUCAUUCGGAUGAAAGAAGGAAAUGUGACAUUUAAUUACAGGUAUUACAACAACAAAUUGAAGAAAACGGAAGUCACUCAAAAUUUCUCCUGUCCAUUCUGCUUGGUUAAAUGCGCAAGCUAUAAGGGUCUAAGAUGUCACUUGUACGCAUCACAUGAUCAUUUCAACUUUGAAUUUUUGGCAUUGGAAGAUUCUCUGUCUGUUAAUGUGUCUGUGAAAACUGAUACCUGGAAAACUGAGAUUGUUGCAGAGGGUAUUGAUCCAAAAUUGCAAACUUUUUCCUUACAUGCCGAUAAAUCCAAACGCAGAAGUCCAAACAAUGCAGGUAUUGAAGAGGUACGUGAUGUGGACUCACAGGUCUUAGCUAAUGAUGCAAACCCACCGGUUUUAGCUACAGACGUGGAUCCACCAGUCUUAGCUAAUGAUAUGGACCCACCGUUCUUAGCUACAGAGGCAGACCCGCUGGUCUUAGCUAUUGAUGCAGACUCAUCGGUGGUAGCUAUUGAUGCAGACCUGCCGGCCUUAGCUUUGGAUACAGGCCCACUAUUCUUAGAGUCUGAAACUCCUGUAGGAGAUACUGAACUUUUGAAUAAGGCUGAUGGAACUUCUGCAACUAUAUCGGGAGUUGCAAAGGCAAGUAUUGUAUCCAAUCCCAGUCCAGAUUGUGUCCCACCAAUAUCCGAGCAUGAUCAGGGGACUCCUGCAGCGCUACAGGUUGGCAAUACUGGAAAGUUACCAGUUGAGCAUUUUGACCCGCAAAUUGUAGCCCAGUUGAAGAAGCGACAGUUUUACCAUUCUCACAAAUCCCAGCCAAUGUCACUUGAAGAAGUUCUAUCAAAUUAUGAUAGUGAGGAUGAAGUGGAUGAUGAAGUUGCAAACUUUGAAGAGCGAAGGAAGCUUGAUCUUCUCCGUGUGAGCAAACACGAGAAGCAAUUCAUGUUCAUGUGGAAUUCAUUUAUUCGAAAGCAACGCGUGCGGGUGGAUGCUCACAUUCGUUGGGCAUGUAAGGCUUUCUCAAUAUUACAUGGCAGUGAGCUUGUUAAGUCCCGUAAAUUAUCUUGGCAUUGGACACUUUUCAGGCUCAAAUUAUGUAAUCUGGGUCUUAUAGAUGCAAAGAUCAUGAAUGAUUGCGGUAUGAUUCUCGAACAAUUUGAGAAGCAGAAAUCAGAUCCUAAGAUCCCAAUAGCUAAUGUAAACUCCCUUCUUUUAUCUCCCCUUCGAAAUAGAAGAAAAAGAUGACACAGAAAAGGACUUCUUUACAAGUGCAAAUUGCCCUAGUCUCGUGAAAGUUUCCUGGAUGUCAAUUUAACUCUUGUUGUACUAUUAUUAUCUGGAGUUGUGCCAUGAGGUUUACCAAGCGAUAAAAGUUUCAUUCUACAUCGCUUUUUCUGCGGCAUGGAGCUGAAAGAAAUUCUUAAGCAAACCAGAGUUAUAUGUUUUUGAUCCGCUUCUGUUGAUGUUUUAAAUUUCGACUUUACAUACUUUCUGUUGACACCAAAUUACAUGGAAACUGGAUUGCCAGUAGUUCUGAAGGGAUCUGCAUGAACUGCGAUUCCUUAUCCAAACAGAGGUCAUAUUUAAUGAAUUGUGUUAACAAUCAUUUUUGGGUAUAGAAUAGAAUAAAACUUUUUUAUUUUUGAGAUUGAUUGUGUACAACUUCGAUAAAAUGAUAGACACAAUACUCAUCUGGGUUGUGUUUUGAAUAGAUGAAUUAUAAUUUUUUUUCUUA